Messenger RNA from Perkinsus marinus ATCC 50983, 441 nucleotides. RefSeq lists its product as hypothetical. The record is from RefSeq and is a predicted model, not a curated record. The coding region runs from base 1 to 441 and encodes 146 amino acids. The transcript has a single exon. Lineage: Eukaryota; Perkinsozoa; Perkinsida; Perkinsidae.
AUGGGCAUUUCUGAUGAGAUUGCGGCAGUGAGGGACCUGAUGGUCACGGAGUUCAACAAGCUCAAUAGGGAAGUCGCGGGACUUAACACUAAGGUGGCCGCCCUGCAUAAACAGCUCCAACACAUGGCACUGAGCUUCGACGAUAACAACACCAAUGACAAGACAGUUCUAUAUACCUCUAGUACACUGGAUAUUACUACGGCUGAAAAGGAAAAUGAAAAAACCAAGGAAAAGUCGGAGAAAUUCUCACCGGGAAGUUCAACUGGGACCCGUGGGGAAGACUGCGAGGAAUACAACGAGCCGGCUGAAGACAGUAAAAGCAGCUCUUCGAGGAAGUCCCAUCGCCGUAAGGAUUCCUUCAUGAGCACUGUAUCCAAUGAUGCUGAAGAACUUGCAAGUACGCGGGGUACUCGAGAUGGCUUAUCUGAUGUUGGCCUAUAG